AUGCCCCAGUCGAGGGAAGAAAAACUCCGGAAAAAAAGGGAAGCUGAAAAAAAAAGAUACGAAAGGCUUAAGCAGGAUCCUGAAGGGAGAGAAAAGUUGAGGCAAAAAGAGCGUGAUCAGUAUUCCAAAAAAAAGGAGAAUAAUAUAGUUCAACCCAUCAGUGAGCUAAGCAAAAGAGACCAACGUAUGAAAAGAAAACAAUGGCGCAAAAACUCUACAACUUAUAGAUUAAGAAAAAAGCAAACUGAAAAUGAAAAUCAUUUUCUGGAAGAAAAUACUCCACCACCUAGUCCCGUUCGUUUGGAAAACGUAAAUGAUGUUCCAAGAGAUACACCACAAAGUAUUUUAGGAAGACGUUUAGCAGCAAAAAAUCGGAAAAUAAGGAGCAGAAGGUCCAAGGAGAAAAAUGAACUUAUAGAAAAACUUAAAAAAAAAAUCACAAAAUACAAAGUAAAAUAUCACAGACUAAGGAAUCUGACAAAAGAGAAGCGCACUAAGCGUGAAGUUCAACUUUCUCCGAAAACCAGAGUAAACGAAACGAUGCGUGAGAAUCAAAAUCCAGAUAUUAUCAAGAAACUUUUAUUUGCUGAGGUCGUAAAGGAUCAAUUAAAGACAAAUUACAAAGAAUUGAAAAGCGCAGAGAUAAUAGAAGAGUUUGAGAGCAAUAUCAUAAAGUAUCUGAAACACAGGGGCAGGGCUCGUCACCAAUACAAAAGGAUCACAAAAAUGAAAGAGGAACUAAAGAGUAAUGAGGCAUUAAUCCAUAUGGAUUUUAGCGAAAAUUAUAAUUUAAAGUAUGCGGAAGAAGUUCAAUCUUUCCAUUUUGGAGGGUCCAGACAGCAGAUAUCACUCCAUACUGUCGUUUUGUAUACAAAAUCUGGUGAAGAACUGAAAAAAGAAUGUUUCUGCACUUUAUCCGAAUCUCUUCAACAUAACGUACCUGGAAUAUGGGCACACUUAGAUCCUAUUUUAAAAUACAUUGAAGAAAAUUACCUUGUUGACACUUUGUAUUUUGUUAGUGAUAGCCCGGCGACGCAAUACCGUAAUAAAACGAUGUUUUAUUUUCUUGCUGUUGAACUCCCAAGUUUGUAUACAAAAAUUAAGAAUUUUUCCUGGAACUACUUAGAGGCCGGUCACGGAAAAGGUGCUCCAGAUGGCAUUGGUGGGGUCACUAAAAGAACAGCGGAUCGACUGGUAGCUCAAGGCAAUGAUAUCGCAUCUUUUGAUACCUUAGUAAAUGCACUUUCUAAAAAUGUUAAGGGCAUUAAGUACCUGACUAUUGACUCUAGCGAUAUCGCCAAACUAUCAGAACGGCUAGAGAACAAAGAAUGUCCAAAUUUCAAAGGAACUAUGAAAGUCCAUCAGGUAAAAAAAGCUGUACAGCUUAAUUUUUAUUCACUAAGUUCUUUGGGAGAAAAUGACUCUGCGUUAUAUCUUGGUUCACUGAUCUACAAGUCGACAAGUAUAUCACCUCUAGGUGAAGCUUCAAAUACAUCCUCAUUCGAUGAAGACAUGCCACUUACAUCACAAAAAUCUGUGACCCAAAAAGAAAUUCCUCAUAUAAAGCUUAAUUUUAUUGACGUUUAUUCAGAUGAUGAAGAAGCUGGUCCAAGUGUCAAAAACAAGGGGGAGCUGAGUUGCCAAAAUAUUAGAACUGGAACAUAUUUAUUGGUUCAAUUGAAAACAAAAAAAAUUUGCUACAGAUAUGUUGCUGUUGCGCAGAAUGAUAUAGAAGAAGACGGUGAGGUACGAGUUAUGUAUCUAAGAGUUUGCAAACUAAAUAAGAAACAGGUCUUUAAAAUAGAUGAAAACGACAUUUCCUAUGUGAGAUAUGAAGAUAUUACAUCCAUAUUGCCCUCACCAAUUAUAAUUUCUCAUAAAUGCAUACAGUAUUAUCAGUUUGAAAAAGAUAUUGAUGUUUUUGAGCAAGGAACGGGCAAAUUGUCAAAAAAUGUUUAA
Messenger RNA from Brassicogethes aeneus, 1959 nucleotides. NCBI's taxonomy places the organism in Eukaryota, Metazoa, Arthropoda, Insecta, Coleoptera, Nitidulidae. The record is from the annotation of a GenBank genome assembly.